Molecule: messenger RNA, 6435 nt
Organism: Limulus polyphemus (Atlantic horseshoe crab)
Lineage: Eukaryota; Metazoa; Arthropoda; Merostomata; Xiphosura; Limulidae
Product: ribosomal protein S6 kinase alpha-2-like
Exons: 18
Coding region: 246-2450 (734 amino acids)
Biological process (GO): protein phosphorylation; intracellular signal transduction
Molecular function (GO): ribosomal protein S6 kinase activity; magnesium ion binding; ATP binding
Source: RefSeq, a predicted model, not a curated record
CAAAGAAGAAUUGUGGCGUUUGUACAAAAUUGGUAGUUAGUCUCUUAAACUGCUUAAUUACUAGCACCAUUUGAUAAAUGUUAUUGAGAGAAAUUCUGUAGAAUAUUUCCUUUGAAACAAUAGGCUAGUCUCUCUCUUACAUUUUAACAUCCGUUUCCGGCAUCGCCAUUUUGGCGGAAACGAGGAAAAGGUCAUAGUAUAGGCUUGUAGUUGUUUGUAUGUUAUAAAAUUAGGUGUUUGUGUGAAUGAAACUGGAGGCCAAUAUGCCUUUAGCACAAUUCGUAGGAGACCCAUGGAAAUCAGUGAAGCAAGAAAAUGAGGAAGACCAUGUAAUGGAUGUAGAAGAAACAAUGGAAGGAGUACGGGAGAUUGAACUGACCAGUAUAACAAAAGAGGGUCAUCCAAAAGGUGAUCCUGGGCAAUUUAAACUCCUAAAGGUGUUAGGUCAGGGAUCAUUUGGAAAGGUGUUUCUGGUGAAAAAGAUAGCUGGUCCAGAUACAGGAACAUUGUAUGCUAUGAAAGUUUUAAAAAAAGCAACCUUGAAAGUGAGAGAUCGGAUGAGAACCAAGAUGGAGCGAGACAUUCUUGCUGAUGUGCGACACCCGUUUAUAGUUAAACUUCAUUAUGCAUUCCAGACAGAAGGAAAACUUUACUUGAUUUUAGACUUUCUCAGAGGUGGUGAUUUGUUUACAAGGUUAAGUAAAGAGGUAAUGUUUACAGAAGAAGAUGUGAAAUUUUAUUUAGCAGAAUUGGCUAUAGCAUUAGAUCACCUUCACUCUUUAGGCAUAAUAUACAGGGACCUUAAGCCAGAGAAUAUUCUCCUGGAUUCAGAUGGCCAUAUUAGUCUGACUGAUUUUGGCUUGAGUAAAGAAGCCUUGAAUGACCAGAAAGCUUAUUCAUUUUGUGGAACAGUGGAAUACAUGGCUCCUGAGGUUAUCAAUCGUAAAGGCCACACAACAGCAGCUGAUUGGUGGUCAUUUGGAGUAUUAAUGUUUGAAAUGUUAACGGGUGCUUUACCAUUCCAAGGAGCAAACAGAAAAGAAACAAUGAUGCAGAUUCUUAAAGCCAAGUUAGGAAUGCCACAGUUCCUCAGUCCUGAAGCCCAAAGUCUUCUUCGAGCUGUCUUCAAAAGAAAUCCAGCCAAUAGAUUAGGUUCAGGCCCAAAUGGUGUUAAAGAUUUUCAAGAACAUCCAUUUUUCCAAACUAUAGACUGGCAAAAGUUGUACACUAAAGAUGUAACUCCACCAUUUAUUCCAGCUGUGGGGAGAUCAGAUCACACUUGCUAUUUUGAUAAAGAGUUCACCAUGAGAACACCCGAGGACUCACCUGGUAUUCCACCUAGUGCCAAUGCUCAUGAAUUGUUCCGAGGAUUCAGUUUUGUAGCUCCAAGUUUAGUUGAAGAAGGCUAUCAACAGUUAGCUGAGACUGAAGCACUUAGUAAACUAGCAAUGUGCUCAUCCAGUUACAAAGGUUCUAUCACCAAUGAGUAUGAACUCAAGGAAGAGAUUGGGAGAGGAUCUUAUGCUGUCACGAGACGUUGUGUUCACAGGGAAUCUGGGAAGAAUUUUGCUGUAAAAGUUAUUGUCAAAUCGAAACGUGACUGUCAAGAAGAAGUAGAAAUUCUUCUCCGCUAUAGUCAACAUCCUAACAUAGUUACUCUUUACGAUGUUUAUGAAGAUGAGACAUCUGUGUAUUUGGUAAUGGAACUACUAAAAGGUGGGGAGUUGUUGGACAAAAUCCUCAGCCAUAAAGCCUUUAGUGAGCGAGAAGCCAGCUGUGUGUUAGAGGUCAUAGCAAAAACGGUGAAAUAUCUUCAUGAUAAUGGAGUUGUCCAUCGAGACCUUAAACCUUCUAAUAUUAUAUACCCUGAUGUAACGGGCAGUCCUGAAUCCCUCCGUAUAUGUGACUUUGGUUUUGCAAAACAGAUCAGAGCUGAGAAUGGGUUACUCAUGACACCAUGUUACACAGCUAACUUUGUAGCACCUGAAGUACUAAAAAAACAAGGUUAUGAUGAAGCUUGUGAUAUCUGGAGCAUGGGAGUUCUUUUGUACACCAUGUUAGCAGGUCAUACUCCCUUUGCAAAUGGGCCUCAUGAUACACCUAAUGAUAUUCUUCAUAGAAUUGGAGAAGGAAAGUUUCAGGUGACUUAUGGAAAUUGGUCAAACAUUACUCCAGCUGCAAAGCAUCUUGUUCAGAAAAUGUUGCAUGUGGAUCCAAAACAACGAUAUAGAGCUGCUGACAUUUUGAGUCAUGUGUGGAUUACAAAUAGGAACCAGUUGCCUAACAGCAGAUUGUAUCAUCAAGAUGCUUCCUUAGUUAAGGGUGCCGUGGCUGCAACAUUCCGAGCUAUUAAUCAGUUUCCAAAACCACCUAAUCUGGAGCCAGUAGCAGCAUCGGAGCUGGCACAGAGACGGGCCAAGUCGCGGCCCAGACUUUCUUUGGAAUGUUAGUAAGGACUUAGUAAUAGUUUUUUCUUCUUAAAUCAUGAUUGGCUGUAAAGGCAAGAUGAGUUGUCUUUCUUGUGCUCCUUUUAGUCAAGGCAAGACAUGUGAAGUGAGAUGGAGGAUUGAGCUAGUUGAAGACAACCACUCCCAUAUCAAUGAUUGCUGUUACCUACUUUUUAUAGUUUAGGUUUUUAAUUAAAAUUGAUUAAAGAAAGGCUGAUAAUUGUCAUAGAAAAUCGUUAUAUUUUUGUGUUAUUGGUUGGCUCAGGAAUUUUUAAUGUUCUCAUCAAAUAUAAUAAGAUAAUGGUCAACAGAGGUACUAACAUUUAAGGUGUCUUAUAGAUUCAGUUAUGAACAUGAAGACUAUGUUAGAAGUAAUUUUUGUCUCUCAUCUAAAAAUUGGGAUAAAAUUUGAAGAACCAACCCAUCACUUUGUUUCUUUAUGGUAAGAUAUAUUUAAACGAUUUGUGUGUAUGUGUAUAUAUUUAUAUAAUCAGGUAUUUGUUUUUAUUAAUUGGGGGAUAUAUAUGUAAGUGUAUUUUUCAUCACUGAUGAUGAUUGAGACUUAACAAAGAUAGUCAGUGAAGUGUUGUGCCAAACAGAUAGUGUAAGGGAUGAUAGCUUGUUUCUCCUUCCAUAAGUAGUCCAUUCUUCAUAUCAAAGUAUUCAAUUUAUGUGAAAGUCUAAUAACAAAGAAAUGCGUAUUUAACAGUAUUAGUUUUUGAUUCAUAAGCACCAUUCUCAUGGCUCUAACUUACUGUUUGGAAGACACAGAUAUUUUGUUCAGUCAAAUAUAUGAUGAAGUUACGGAACAUUUUGGAUAAAGUAACAAGUGUAGCAAUGCCGUAAUGUAAAUUCUUCCAUAGGAGAUAAAAUGAUAAAAGUGCAUGGGCAUGGAAUAUAAUUUACUUUCUAAUUGAAUAAAGUAUAUCACAUAAAAACAAAUUCAUCAAAAAAGAUUUGAGUAACCCAGUGGUCUGUGAACAUUUUAAUAAUAUAAUAAACACACACAGUUAAAGACAACAAUUUGUUUUUUAUGCAAAUAUAAAUUUUGAUAAUUCUCUUGCUAUGGGGACUGCCUGGUAGAUUGUAAGUAGGCAUCAGAUCUUGAGAUGAGAUAGGAAAAAGACCAUUUAAAAUUUUUUUCCCUGGAUCUACUUAGGCUAUUUGCAACCUAAAAUGUUACACCAUUAUCCAGAAGAUCUUAUCUGACAUGAACAUCUGUGAAAUAUAUUCUGUAAUAUUUUGCUUUACACUUAUGUAAUCAAAUUGAAAGUUCUUCAUUGUAUUCCAUCAAACCAUAUCUAAAAGUUAUCUACUAUGUCCUAUGACAUAAGUUAUUCAACAGAGGCAUACACUUCUUGUAUCAGACAGAUUUAGAAGAUUAUCUGUAGCAUCCUGUAACAUAGUUAAGUUAUCCAUUUGUAGGUUCUACAACUUCUAUCAGACAGAUCUAGAAGGUUAUCUAUAGCUUCAUUUAACAUAGUUAAGUUAUCUAUAUGAAAGUUCUACAUAUUGCAUCAGACAGAUCUAGAAGGUUAUCUGUAGCCUCCUGUAAAAUAGUUAAGUUAUCCAUAUGAAAGUUCUAUAUAUUGCAUCAGACAGAUCUAGAAGGUUAUCUGUAACCUCCUGUAACAUAGUUAAGUUAUCCAUAUGAAAGUUUUACAUUUUGCAUCAGGUAUAUUUAGGUUGCAUGCAGUCUCUUGAAUUAUUUCAUAUCUAUAAGGUUAUAGAUAACCUUCUAUUACAGGCAUGAGUUAUCCCUCAGAAAGUCAUCUACAAUGUUUUGCAUAAACCAACUGAUCCACUCCACAUCUUUAAAUGCCAUGGUUGUGUAUUAUUUGUUUGAAAAAUUAAAGUAACAUGCAUUUUGUUUUACUUUUAAAAUUGGAAUUUCAAUUUUAUAUGUGAAUUCUCUUUGUGAAACUAAUAUUUUUGUGUCUGUUAAGGUACUGAAGUCAAAAAUUUGUAAAAGUGUUGGCUAACAUACCACUUUUAUGAUUAUGUUUUUAGAUGAUUUAAUAUGUGGCAUUACCUGUAGAAGGAAUAUUGUAUUCUAAAUCUAGAGAAGUUAGGAAUACUUACAUUUUAUAUUAUUUAUUUUAUAAUAUCUUGGGCACAUUCUUGCAAAGAUCUUAAGCUUCAUAGAUGUAGGUGUAUUACCCAAUAUAAUCUUAGGGAUUAAAGUAUCAUGAAUUAAGGAGUAUGUGAUUGUGAAUAUAUCACCAGCAUGUUGUGUCCAAUAUGAACUUGUGAGUGAAUAAAAUAUAGUUUUGGAGAGAACUAUCUAAUGAUAAAUAUAUUACAAAAAUACAAUGACCAAUAUGAACAUGUAGGUGAAUAAAAAUUUUGGAGAAAAAAAUAUAAUAAUAAAUAUACUAUUAGAAUUUAGUGACCAAUAUCUAACAAAAAAGUGUAUAGAAAUAACAUUUUACGAACAAAAUGCAAGAAUAAGUAAACCUCCAGCAUGUAGUGACCAUUAUACGUAAACAUGCUGGUCAGUAACAAAAGUUUAGCUUAAAACAUAAUUAUGAAUAUAUUUUCCACUUUAUAAGUAAAGAUAGUGCUAACAGGUAAAUGUAUUGCAUUAAGUGUAAAAGUAGGCACUUUGCUAGAUUUUGCAAAUAAUAUACAACAACAAAAAUCUUUGAUGUUAAAGAUAAAUUAAAGAAUCUUGACUGUUUAUGUUAUUUCUUAUACAUUACUGUUUACUGCUUUCAACUUGUGUGAUUUAUAAAAGAUAUUUUUUGAAUUAAUAUAUCAGAAAUUGAAAUUUAUAUUAUUAGUAUUGUUUGAAUAUAAGCUUAUAGGUGGUCUAACUUUAAUCAUCAAUGUAUAUGACAGGUUUUAAGCAAUUUUAGUGAUAGGUUGUUACAAUAUGUAAAAUCAUGUUUGCAUAAGUGAUUAAUGAUUAUGUAUGAAGAGAUCUUACUAUGUUUGGUAAUGCUAUAGGUUACAAUAAUUACAUUAAAAAUUAUAUAAGUGAUGCUGUAAGUAAUGUACAUCAAUAAAUCACUUGAGCUUGUUUUAAAUUUUUUAGUUUUAAUUCGUUAUUUCUUAUUGUGCAUGAGUUUAUUGUUAAAAUGUUUUUCAUCUUGUACAAAAAAAAUCCAUAAUGAAAAUUAUGCAUGUGAUUUUAUAUGUAAGUAUAAUUUUGAAAUUCCAUCAGUGUUAAAAAGUUAGAAACCUUACUGUUUGUUAUAGUGUCUUGUUUUUGUAGUUUUGCAUUUAUAUUUUCUUUCACUCGUUACUGAGGUUACAAGAGGGAGUACGGAUUUAAAAUAAAUUUUAGCAAGUGCAUUUAAACCAUCAUGAUAAAUAGUUUAAUGCAACAUUAUUAUUCUUCAAAAACAUUUUUGUCAUUUAUAUGUGCACUUUCUUGCAAUUUAAUCAAAAUCAAAUUUAGUAAAUAAAUCCAUAUGUAUAUUUUUGUAUUCAAAUAAAAUAAAUGAAAACAGGUCUGUAAAACUUGUGAUUUCCUUUAAAAAUGUUUAUAUCACUAAUCUUGCAUCUUGUCAACUUUAUACAACUUUUAUAUUAGUUGAUUAUUCAUGAAAGAUGAAUAGAUUAUGAGUGAAAAAGAAUGUAGAUAAAACUGUUCCACAAAAUAAAAUACCAGACAUACUUUAUCAUGAUUCUGUACUGAAAAAAUAUUUUCCAUUUGUGGUAGGUGGAAUAGUUCUUGUUUUUUUUUCUGUAGAAAAUUUAAAAGAUUUUGUUCAGAUUUGUAAAAGCAAGUUUUAGCAGAAAGAGAAGUAAAAUUAAAUAUUUCUCUCUGAGAAAUUGAAGUUGAAUAGACAUUUAAAGAUUGAUUUGUUUUUAAUCUAAUGAUUUUUGAUUUCAUACUUUGUUUUUGGUGGUACCAUCCUCUGUUUAUGGCAGAUUAACUGAAAUUUUUCUUUCUAUUUUAUGUGCUCCAAUUACUUUGUGUCAUGUAUCUCAAAUGUGUGUUGUUAUAUUUUGAUACUGGAAGUAGAUACUGUUUUAUCUA